Messenger RNA from Hydatigera taeniaeformis, 525 nucleotides. The record is from the annotation of a GenBank genome assembly. NCBI's taxonomy places the organism in Eukaryota, Metazoa, Platyhelminthes, Cestoda, Cyclophyllidea, Taeniidae.
AUGCUGAAGGCAAAUUUGUUUGCUCCUUUUACUGUCAUCUCUCAUCCCAUCCUUUCCGUCUCCUUGUUUGCAUUUCUCUCUAGCUGUAGCAAGAAAUUGAAGCGGACUGAAGGUAGUGGUGGUGGAGGUGAGGAUAAAGAAGAGUUUUCAAUUGUCCGAAAUCCGGCUGAAGUAGAGGUGUCGGCAUCAUCGUCAUUGGCACUCGAGGGGCCUCACUUGACGUCACAAAGGAAGCCGAUGGAGGUGGAGGAGCAUGGGCGAGUGGUUUUGGUGCGAAACGUGGCCUUUCAGGCCAACCAGAGUGAGGUGACCGCUCUCUUCAAACCCAUCGGUGGGUUGGUCAAGGUGCGGAUGCCUCUAAAGCCCUCCGGUGGUCAUCGUGGUUUCGCUUUCGUGGAAUUUGCUACCGAAGAUCAGGCUAAGUGCCUGCGACUUUGUACAAAAGUGGUGUAUUUUGACUCCGAAUUUGUGGUUGUUUCCUCCUUCUCCUGUGCGGCUGUUUCCGUUGUGAGGGAUGAGGAAUGA